AGAAGUUGACAGUGUUCAGAUUGGGCGAGCAUACAAUGAGUUGUUCUUUAAAUAAAAGUCAGCUAUAACACAACUUUCAAUUGCCUUGAUUUUCACCUGUCAAGCACAGAAAAUAAUAUACAAGAACAGCAGACUGGAGAGGCUUGUACACUCAAAGGACUCUUGAAAAAGCAAUUUUGUUCAAGGGAGAGCAGUGUCCCCUACAGUGCAUUCAUGAGUAUUGCAACUAGUAAAUGUACACACCUAACAUUAACUUAAGUGAUACAUGCUUCUCUCUCUUUUCCCAAAUUAUCUUUUAUGAAGGCCGCAACUUCCAGGGCCGCCACUGGGAGUGCAGCAGUGACUGCAUGGACACCUACAGGCAUUUCAACUGCUGCAACUCCAUCCGUGUCAGCGGCGGUCACUGGGUGGCCUAUGAAAAGCCUCACUACAUGGGUUACCAGUACAUCCUUGGCCCUGGCGAGUACUCUGACUACCACACCUGGAUGGGCUUCAACAACUGCAUCCGCUCCUGCCAGAUGUUCGCCCCUUAUAGAGGAUCCUACAAGAUGAGGAUCUACAACAGGCCUGACAUGAUGGGACAGAUGAUGGAAUUCAUGGAUGACUGCCCUAACGUGUAUGAGCGUUUCCACUACCGUGACAUUUACUCCUGUAACAUCAUGGAGGGUUUCUGGAUCUUCUACGAGCACCCUAACUACAGGGGACGCCAGUAUUUCCUGCGCCCUGGAGAGUACAGGGCCUGUGGUGACUGGGGCUGCCACAACCCCAUGGUGGGCUCAUUCAGGAGGAUGAGGACUCUCAUGUAA
Micropterus salmoides (largemouth bass) is the source of this 806-nucleotide messenger RNA. It is a transcript of the gene crygmxl2, whose product is annotated as crystallin, gamma MX, like 2. Gene Ontology annotation, molecular function: structural constituent of eye lens. Gene Ontology annotation, biological process: visual perception; lens development in camera-type eye. The record is from RefSeq and is a predicted model, not a curated record. NCBI's taxonomy places the organism in Eukaryota, Metazoa, Chordata, Actinopteri, Centrarchiformes, Centrarchidae.